Caenorhabditis angaria is the source of this 3625-nucleotide messenger RNA. The record is from the annotation of a GenBank genome assembly. NCBI's taxonomy places the organism in Eukaryota, Metazoa, Nematoda, Chromadorea, Rhabditida, Rhabditidae.
AUGGCUGGUGGACAUACUGAUCGAUCAGAGGGAUCAGUUUUCACAUCAUUGCGACCACUUCACGAAUGGAGAGAGGAAUUGGAGCAAAAACGACGCGAAUUGGUGGAAUUGACGGGUAAAUUUUGAUUUGCACAGUAUUUUUUGUAAAAAAUGAUUAAUUUUGACCCGAAAAUCGUGAUUUAAACCCGAGCAAUGUUCUCAUUUUCUGAAAAUUAGACUGAGAAAUGCCUUAUUUUCCAAAAAUCUAGAGGUUUUAGGUUAACAUGAGCAAUCCUUAAAUUUUUCAAAAAAUUGUUUUUUUUUACUGAAAAUUCAGAUUAACAUGAGCAAUGCUUUUAAUUUUCAAAAAUCCAUAAUUUUCUGGUUAACAUGAGCAAUGCCCUUAUUUAUAAUUUUUAACCAAAAAUUGAGAGCCCAUCAGGUUCAAAAUUUAUGUAUUUUUUCCAGCCGAAAUCGAAAAAACGGCCGAAAUUUCUCGAAAAUGGCACGAAUUGAAAGAGGUUCUAACAACUGCUCAAAGACGAUUGAAUGCAAUCAAUGAGAAUCUGAAGAAUUCCGAACUUGGAGUUGUGCAAAAUGAAUUGGAGCAAGCGAAAAAGGUUAGUAAUUUUUCGUCAAAAAUAGAGGAUUUUGAACUGAAAUUCGGAAUUUUCAGGUAAAAAUUAUGAAAAAUAAACUCAGGAGCUUGAAAAAUGCGAUUUUUAAAAGAAAGUUGAUUGAAAACAGCAAACGCGCUCUAUUGAACUUUUAGCUUUUUGUUGAAAAAUUCAAAUUUGCUUUUUUUUUUCAAAUUUCAAACUUCACGGUAUUUUGAGUCGAAAAUCUAAAAAUGUCAAAUUCUAGGCUAAUUUUCAGCCGAAAAUCUCAAAUUUCACCUCAAAACUGGCCAAAAUCCACCCGAAACCCCUAAUUUUCCCAAAUUUCCAGGAACUCGAAGAAGUAACCGUCGAAGUUGCUGAUAAAAAGAAGCGUUUCGAUGAAAUUGGAAUAAUAGUCAAAGAAUUGGAAAGUCGCAAGAAAAAUGAUAAAGGAUUUCAAGAGAAGGAGAAGAAAAAAUUGCGAGAAAAAUUGGAUGAAAUUGAGCAAAGAUCGGCGAAAAAUAAGGAUAAUCGAGAAUCGGCGAGUCGAAAUAUUUUGGCGAAAAAAGCGGAAGUCGAUGAGUUGACUGAACAAAUUCGACUGGAUUUGGAGAAUUUGGAAGCGAAAUUGGUGGAAUUGGAAAAUAAGAAGAAGGAUUUGGAGGACAAAGGAAAAGAAGUUGAGGAGGCGUUGGUGAGCAAUUUUUUGUUGCAAAAAUCAUUAAAAAAUGGUAGAUUUUGAGCUGAAAUAGCUGAAAAUUCAUGAAAAUUGACCUGAAAUAGGCUGGGGACUAGUUUUGGUUUUCUAGGCCACCAAAAAUCAUGUUUUUCGGUCUGAUAUGGCCCCGGGACUAGUUUUUCACCAAUUUGGUUUUCUAGGCCACCAAAAAUCAUAUUUUUCGGUCUAAAACAGGCUAGGGACUAGUUUUUCACUGGUUUUCUAGGCCGCGAAAAUUCCAAUUUUCCACAAAAUUCGGCCAGAAAUCAGGUUUUUAGUCACAAAAUGAGAAUUGUAAUACAAAUUUGAGCAUUGCUCAUGUUAAGCACAAUUUUUGAACAAAAAUUUUAUUUUUUGAAAAUUUCUAGCAUUGCUCAUGUUAACCUGAAAUUUUUAAAAAAAAAACCCAUUUUCUCUUUAGAAAAACGAAAAAGUUGUUCGAGAUGAGCUGGAUUCGCUGAAACGAAAAGUUCGCCAACAAGACGAAGAAAUGAAAAAAGUGAUGAAAAUGGUGGAUUCGCACAAACGGGAAAAACUGAAAAUUGUGAGUUUCAGCCAAAUUUUGCGGUUUUUCUGACUGGAAAUUUCAAAAGUUGAGAAAAUUUGCGAUUUUUGAGUCCAAACAUGCUUUGGUUUAAAAAAUUGUGAAUUUUUACUGAUUUUCAGCAAAAUUUUGGGUUUUCAGACAUCGAAUAUUGAAAAUUUCGAAAAAGAAGUUCAAAGAUAUGUGGAAUGCGAAAAAUUGUGCAAAACGGCGGCGCUGAAGCAAAAAAAGCGGUGUGAAUGGAUCGAUCAGGAAGAGCAACAUUUUGGAAAGAAAAAUACGGAAUAUGAUUUUGAUGGGUGAGUUUUUGAGCUGAAAAUUGUGAAAAAUGACCUAAAAUUGACCGGGGGACUAGUUUUGGAUUUUUAGGCCACCAAAAAUUGAAAAUAAGGUUGUUUUUGAUGAAAAUUGACCGGAGGUCUAGUUUUGGUUUUCUAGGCCACCCGAAAAUGGCAAAAAUUGAAUUUUCUUCCAGAUUUUCCGAAGAACGCGGACAAAAUAACAUCAAAGAGAUCUCAUCAAAUCUCGAAGCUAUGGAGCGAAAAAUCAACACCAAAGCCAGUCAAAAUUUCGAUGCUGUUGAGGCGAAGGUAAAAAUUAUUAAAUUUGUGCUCUACUCGAUUUUUCGCGCUGAAAUUCGGCGCAUUUUGAGUUAUUUUUCGUUGAAUUAGGGCUACUAUGAGCAAUGGUGUUAAAAUUUUGAAUUUUUUUGCAAAAAAACCACGUGGAUUUUCGAUAGCUCAAAAUCCACGUGUUUUCUCUGCUCUCUCUCAAAAAUCUACCAUCUUUCACCUCUAAUCUAUUUCUCUGCACUCUCUCAAUUUCCCUCACUAUUUCCUCUAUUUUUCCAGCUACAAGACAUCAAAGUGAAAAGAGGCCGUGUUCAACAAGACCGAACAACCCUAUUGCGAACAAUCAAUGUGUUGGACGAGAAAAAAGUGGAAGAGAUAGAAAAGGCGUAUAAAUCGGUCAAUUCGGUGAGUGCUUGUGUGACCGAGUGGAUAGCGCGCGUGUCUGCGAAACAGAGGGCUGCGGGAUCGACCCCCGCCCGGCCCUAUUUUGUCUGUGUGUCAAUGAUGCUUCAAAAAUACUACGAUUUAAUUUGAAUGACCAGUGAGAUCAAAGAUGGCCUGUAGCAGGGUCACUGAGACACUUUUUAGCUGGAAUUUCAGGUUUUUGGCUUUUUUUUAUCUGAAAUCAAUAUUUUUCCAGGAUUUUGGCAAUAUUUUCUCAACCUUGCUUCCUGGAGCCCAUGCACAAUUGGUUCCAUUGGAGGGAAAAAGUGUUUUGGAAGGUGUGGAAGUUCGUGUAUCUUUUAAUGGACAAUGGAAAGAAAGUUUGCAGGAAUUGUCUGGAGGUUAGUUUUGGGUUUAAAUUUGGGAAAUUUUAUGGGGUUUUGUGCAAAAAAUGAUCAAAUUUCCAGGUCAACGUUCUUUGGUGGCACUUUCGUUAAUCUUAGCAAUGCUCAAAUUCAAACCUGCUCCAUUGUACAUUUUGGAUGAAGUUGACGCUGCGCUGGAUUUAUCGCAUACAGCAAAUAUUGGAAAAAUGAUUAAGACACAUUUUACGAAUAGUCAGGUAGGGGUUUUGAGCCUGGGAGCUGAAAAUUUCAGCAAAAAUUGACCGAGAAACUUGAUUUUUUCGCAUUUUAAAGGAACCUUUUUGCAGUUCGUCGUUGUUUCGCUGAAAGAAGGAAUGUUCAGCAAUGCGGAUGUUCUUUUUCAAACCAAAUUUGUGGAUGGAACUUCGACUGUCAGAAGAACCGAAAAUCAUCAAUUAACCUAA